This is a messenger RNA of Anoplophora glabripennis (Asian longhorned beetle), 378 nucleotides long. RefSeq names its product piggyBac transposable element-derived protein 3-like. The annotation marks the transcript as partial. The transcript has a single exon. The record is from RefSeq and is a predicted model, not a curated record. Lineage: Eukaryota; Metazoa; Arthropoda; Insecta; Coleoptera; Cerambycidae.
AUGGACGCUAAUAGCAACGUUUACAGAAUAGGCAUCCUAGGUAAGAAAUGGUGGUGGGCGAUAUUUACCUGGCUGAUUGACACAAGCAUACAAAAUGCGUGGAUACUUGCCAAAAGCACAGGUCAUAAAGUUUCUCAACUUCUGUUUAGAAGAGAAAUCGCUCAGUGUUAUUUGACCAAGUAUCAAGUAACUCCUAAGGGUGCUGGUCGUUCUUCCUCUGCAUCUGCUAAGAGCCGUGUUCAUAACAGUAUACAAUUGGAUCGUAUGGACCAUGGACGUAUGGUCGAGUCUGUACCAGAUGGAAAACCCAGGCGGUGCACGGGGCAGGCUCAUACAGAAAAAUCAAGUGCUGUUCGCACGCAGUGCAAGAAAUGCAAU